AUGAACACCAAAAUAUCUAGGGAUAUUUGCCUCAGAGCAUGCGGUCUGCCGAACGUUAACUGCAAAGUCAUUCACCUUAGGAAAAAGUCAGACAGAUCGACUUGCCCCCUUUUGUUUAUGUUUGGCUGUUGUAACGAUGCUAAGCAGUUUAUUGAUUUGAGCAAAAAUAUUAGCUCACUAAUUCCAUACAAAAAUAUAAAAGUCACUCCAGACCUUACGCCCUGUCAACGUCGUGUAAGAAGACGUGAAGCGAUAGAAUUGAAUGGGAGUGUUACAGUUAAUAAUCAGCCAGAGACAGGUUGCAACAUAGCAAAUAGUUUAAAACAUACGAACAAUAAGCAUGAGACCACUCCACAUACGGCUGAUCACUCUGUUGAUCUAGAUGAGUCUACAGAUCAGAAACCUUUGGAUAAGAUACGGACCCCAACUGACAUCAAAAACCAUAACGACAUGACUAAUCCCAGCUGUUCGUUCAGUAAUGUACUAAAAUGUGAGUCGUGUAACAACACACAUCCAACUAAACCUAUACACUUGAAAAUUUGUCCUCCUAAAGACAUUCCACAAGUAGACUUGAAUGAACGUAAGUUCAUCUCACAAAGACAACGAAAGAAUCCUGCUCUGAAAAUAAAGGGUGGGAAGACAAAACUCAUGAUACCGAAUAGGGAAACACGUAAGAUUGAACCCAACUGCUCUAUAGGUAUCCCAAGAACAGUGAACAGGUUCUCCCCGCUGCUAUCGUAUAACUUGCCUUCAACACCUCCAAGUUGCAAAAAGGGUGGUGGGCUUCGACAUAGCAGACCUUCUUACACGCAGACUAACGAAAACUACCAGAGAACUGGCCACCCAAAUCACCCCCUGAAGCCUAAAACCAUAAAUAAGAACGGUAAUAAUAGGUUUCUAACUCCACACCCUACCUACAUUCCCCAGGAUCGCAACUGUAAUUACUCUCAAAAAGAAAACUUCUCAUACCCUUUAGUGCCGACCCAUCACAUAACAACGGCUCUCAUGUAUAACAACAGUCGCAACUCCUCCCAGUUACGCGUAGCAGACCCCUCUCGCGCUAA
Molecule: messenger RNA, 1064 nt
Organism: Schistosoma guineensis
Lineage: Eukaryota; Metazoa; Platyhelminthes; Trematoda; Strigeidida; Schistosomatidae
Source: the annotation of a GenBank genome assembly